ACGCCCAUGUGUAUCGUCUGCUUCGUGAAAGCGCUGGUGCACGUAUUCAAGAUCUACCUGACCGCCAACUACACCUACAAUUUCCGCAGCUGGCCCGUGGACUUCCGCUGGGAUGACGUGGGCGCCCGUGCGGGGGGCAGCAGUCACCGCGCGCUGACAUGCACGGCAGCUGCAGCUGGCGUGUGGCUGCUCCAGGAUGCCGCGCUGGGCGGGGGCACGCCGGGGCGGCCGCUGCACGGGUCGCACAGCCAGCUGCAGUGCCUUCUGCAGCAGAUCCGAGAGCUGCCCGGCCAGCUGGCCAGGUACGCGCUGGCCCACUCGCUGGGCCGCUGGCUCGUGUACCCGGGCUCCAUGUUCCUGAUGACCCGAGCGCUGCUGCCGCUGCUGCAGCAGGGCCAAGAACGCCUCGUGGAGCGCUACCACGGCCGGCGUGCCAAGCUGGUGGCCCAAGAUGGCAACGAGAUCGACACCAUGUUCAUGGAUCGCCGCCAACACCCGGGCAGCCAGGGCCGUGGCCUGCGCCUGGUCAUCUGCUGUGAAGGCAACGCCGGCUUCUAUGAGAUGGGCUGCCUGUCCGCGCCACUGGAGGCUGGCUACUCAGUGCUGGGCUGGAACCACCCGGGCUUCGGGGGCAGCACCGGUGAGCCGUUCCCUCAGCACGACGCCAACGCCAUUGAUGUGGUGAUCAAGUACGCACUGCACCGCCUGCGCUUCCCGCCGGCGCACGUGGUGAUCUACGGCUGGUCCAUUGGCGGCUUCACAGCCACCUGGGCCACCAUGUCCUACCCGGAGCUGGGUGCACUGGUGCUUGAUGCCACCUUCGACGACCUCGUGCCUCUGGCCCUGAAGGUCAUGCCCCAGAGCUGGAAGGGACUGGUGGUGCGCACCGUGCGUGAACAUUUCAACCUCAAUGUCGCGGAGCAGCUGUGCAGCUACCCCGGGCCGGUGUUGCUGCUCCGGCGAACUCUGGACGACGUCGUCAGCACCUCCGGCCAUCUGCGCCCCCUGCCGUCCGGCGACGUGGAGGGCAACCGCGGCAACGAGCUGCUCCUGCGCCUGCUGCAGCACCGCUACCCGGCUGUGAUGGCGCGUGAGGGCUACGCCAUCGUGACCCGCUGGCUGCGCGCGGGCAGCCUGGCACAGGAAGCCGCUUUCUAUGCGCGCUACCACGUGGAUGACGACUGGUGCCUGGCACUGCUGCGCUCCUACCGCGCUCACUGCGAGGACAAACAGGACGAGGAGGUCUGGGGACCGCACGGGCUCGCCUUCCCGUGGCGGGUGGGUCAGGGCCUGAGCUCGCGUAGGCGCCGGCAACUCGCGCUGUUCCUGGCGCGCAAACACCUCAAGAACGUGGAAGCGACUCAUUGCAGUCCGCUAGAACCCGAGGACUUCCAGUUGCCCUGGAGGCUGUAG
Molecule: messenger RNA, 1413 nt
Organism: Myotis daubentonii (Daubenton's bat)
Lineage: Eukaryota; Metazoa; Chordata; Mammalia; Chiroptera; Vespertilionidae
Gene: ABHD16B
Product: abhydrolase domain containing 16B
Biological process (GO): phosphatidylserine catabolic process; monoacylglycerol catabolic process
Cellular component (GO): endomembrane system
Molecular function (GO): monoacylglycerol lipase activity; glycerophospholipase activity
Source: RefSeq, a predicted model, not a curated record